AUGGCGAUAAAAACUUUAAAGAUUGCAGUACAAGGAUGCUGUCACGGUGAGUUGGAUCUCAUAUAUUCAAAGCUCAUAGGAAAGAAGGUUGACUUACUUGUCAUCACGGGAGAUUUUCAAGCACUCCGAAACAACACUGACUUAAAUGCCAUCGCAGUACCUUCAAAAUACAAAUCCUUGGGACACUUCCACAAGUACUAUUCGGGACAAAAGCGAGCCCCAAUACCGACAAUCUUUAUUGGUGGGAAUCAUGAGUCGUCCAGUUACCUUACAGAGUUGAAGUAUGGUGGGUGGGUAGCUCCCAAUAUAUAUUAUUUGGGAGAAUUUGGAUGUUUGUGGUACAAAGGUUUACGUAUUGUGGGGGCCAGUGGCAUCUUCAAUUACUCGUCAUUUCUCGAUAACAGGAUAGAAGAUGUACCGUUACCAUACACUCCCCUGACCAUACGGUCAGUCUACCACAUGACACCCAUGAAUUAUUUGAAGAUGAUGUUGAUACAGUCUGAGUUGAACAUAGAUAUAGUGGUGAGUCACGAUUGGCCCCAGUAUAUUUACCACCAAGGCGGCUUGGAUGGUCUUUUGAAGAAGAAGCCAUUUUUCAAAGAUGAUAUCAAUUCCGGGCGUCUUGGAAGUCCUUUGUUAAAAAAUGUGUUCAAUCACUUGAGGCCAACAUACUGGUUUCUGAGCCACCUCCACGUCAAGUUCGAAGUGGAUGUUCCUGGUCACCAACAGUUGCAGAAAACAAAAAAUACCGACGAAAUCGACCUUGAUAUGGGGAUGGAUGAUACAGAAGAAGAAGAAGAAUCAUCAUCACUGUCUACUCAUUUUCUUGCUCUUGAUAAAUGUGGAAAGCAUAGAAGGCACUUGGAAAUUUUCAAUGUUCUGGUAGACAAGAACCAUAUUUCGUUUGACAAGGACGAUUUCUACUAUGAUAGAAGAGCUAUUGUUAUCAAUAAGCUAAUGGGUCGGUUUGUAGUAUCUGACAAGGGCAAACAGAUCAAGCCCAAGGAAUUGUUAGACAGUUCGUACACAAUCAAAGUACUUAGGGUGCUUAACCAAGAAAUUGAAGAGGAGCUAAAUUCAUUGAGUGUAAAUCCAGAAGAUUUUAAGGUGCCUUUUAAUUUCAAAGUCAUUGCUCCUAGCGGGCUUAUUUCUCCUGAUCUACAAUUUUGGCCUAACAACCAAACAGAGGAAUAUUGUACAAAGUUUGAUAUUUCAAGGUGA
Messenger RNA from Yamadazyma tenuis ATCC 10573, 1221 nucleotides. The record is from RefSeq and is a predicted model, not a curated record. NCBI's taxonomy places the organism in Eukaryota, Fungi, Ascomycota, Pichiomycetes, Serinales, Debaryomycetaceae.